Messenger RNA from Triticum dicoccoides, 1434 nucleotides. RefSeq names its product putative anthocyanidin reductase. The transcript is spliced from 5 exons. Lineage: Eukaryota; Viridiplantae; Streptophyta; Magnoliopsida; Poales; Poaceae. The record is from RefSeq and is a predicted model, not a curated record. The coding region runs from base 46 to 1209 and encodes 387 amino acids. Gene Ontology annotation, molecular function: oxidoreductase activity, acting on the CH-OH group of donors, NAD or NADP as acceptor.
AGUCAAACCCAUUUGCCCCUCACGGUCAUCUCUCUCGGUAUAAAAAUGGCGAAGAACUGCCGGAAGCGGCAGCCCAGCUCCUCCUCACAUCACAGCAGGUUCUAUCUCCACCCAGCAGCAAUGGCGGAAGUGGGGAACGGCGCGGGCAGUGGCGGGCGCGGCAUCCGGGUGUGCGUCACCGGCGGCGCCGGGUUCAUCGGCUCCUGGCUCGUCAGGAAGCUGCUCCAGGCAGGCUACACCGUCCACGCCACCCUGCGGAGCAUCGGGGACGAGGGGAAAGCGGGGCUGCUGCGGCGGCUCGUCCCCGGCGGCGGGCCGCCGGAGCAGCUGGUGCUGUUCGAGGCCGACCUCUUCGACGCCGCCAGCUUCGCGCCGGCCAUCGCCGGCUGCCAGUUCGUUUUCCUCGUCGCCAACCCCUCCGCGCACGAGGCCGCCGACUCCAAGUACAAGACUUCGGCGGAAGCCGCGGCGGAUGGGGUGUGCGUCAUCCUCCGGCUAUGCGCGCAAUCUAAGACAGUGAAGCGCGUCAUCCACACCGCAUCGGUGACGGCUGCUUCGCCGCUGACAAAGUCCUCCAGCGCCGUGACCGCGGUGUACAGCGAUUUCAUCUCUGAAUCUUGUUGGACUCUGCUGGAUGUCGAUUACCCUCUCCGGAGCGUGCAUUUCGAUAAGUACAUAGAGUCCAAGGUCCUGUCAGAGAAGGAGCUCCUCAGCUACAACGACGGCGAGAGCCCGGCGUUCGAGGUGGUCACCCUGUCGCUGGGCCUCGUCGGGGGCGACACGGUGCUCAGCCACCUCCCAGAGACGGUGGAGAGCAUGGUGGCCCCGGUAACCAAGCAAGAUCCCUACUUCAUGCUGCCGAGGAUCCUGCAGAGGCUGCUGGGCUCGGUGCCGCUGGUGCACGUCGACGACGUCUGCGCUGCGCUCAUCUUCUGCAUGGAGCAGCCCUCCAUCUCCGGCCGGUUCCUCUGUGCCGCCGCCUACCCGACGACCCUCGACAUCCUAGACCACUACAGCAGCAAGUACCCCCACCUUGAAGUCCUCAGAGAGACUGAUGAAGUAGCCAGGGUGCACCCCGAGAGGAGCAAGCUUUGGGAACUGGGCUUCAGGUACAAGUACGGGGUUGAGGAGAUACUAGACGAAAGCAUCGACUGUGCUGUGAGGCUGGGCUCCCUGGAUGCAUCCAAGCUCAUCGUCCAGCAGGAGUGAUGAACUCAAUGAUGUGCAGGGCAAGUGAUCAUAGUAUGCUCUUUACUUGUUCAUUAUUUUACAGUACCACAUGUACUACUAAAAGAAGAAAAACAAUAUAUAAAUAACAGAGAUGCUUUUCUAUUUACUGGCAGCUUAAGGUUAGCUUGUUCUUUGAUUUUUGCUCUGGAAAUCUGUACACAUUCAUAUCAUCGCUGAGAUCUUUGGAUUUUCCAUGUAAUUUAA